Sciurus carolinensis (gray squirrel) is the source of this 936-nucleotide messenger RNA. RefSeq names its product olfactory receptor 4P4-like. Gene Ontology annotation, cellular component: membrane. Gene Ontology annotation, biological process: G protein-coupled receptor signaling pathway. The coding region runs from base 1 to 936 and encodes 311 amino acids. Gene Ontology annotation, molecular function: G protein-coupled receptor activity; olfactory receptor activity. The record is from RefSeq and is a predicted model, not a curated record. The transcript has a single exon. NCBI's taxonomy places the organism in Eukaryota, Metazoa, Chordata, Mammalia, Rodentia, Sciuridae.
AUGGAAAUCCAGAGAAACAUCUCAGAAUUCAUUCUUCUGGGGCUUUCUGAUGACAAGGAUGUGCAAAUAUUUUGCUUCAUGCUGUUCUUACUCUGUUUUGUUGCCCUGCUGGUAGGAAACUCUCUGAUUCUCAUUUCCAUUCUAUGUAGCCCUCUUUUCCACCAACCCAUGUACUAUUUCCUUAGUCAGUUAUCAUUUCUGGAUAUCUGCUAUACUUCCAGUGUUACACCUAAAUUGAUUGGUGACCUGCUAGAGAGAACUAAAACCAUUUCCUAUGGUUAUUGCAUGUUACAGGUCUUUACCAUGCACUUCUUUGGCAGCAUUGAGAUCUUCAUUAUUACAACCAUGGCCUUUGAUCGCUAUGUUGCCAUUUGCAAACCUCUCCACUACAUGGUGAUCAUGAGCAGGACAAAAUGCAACUUCCUAAUUUUAGCUGCCUGGGUUGGUGGGUUUGCCCAUUCUUUUCCUCAAUUAUCUAUGAUAAUGCACUUGCCUUUCUGUGGUCCAAAUGAAAUCAAUCGCUACUUUUGUGAUAUUUUUCCUUUGCUAAAAAUUGCCUGUACAGAUACCUAUGUGAUCGGUGUCCUUGUGCUUGUCAGUUCAGGAGUGAUCCUAUUAGUUAUAUUUGUUAUUUUAUUUCUCUCUUAUGCCAUUAUUUUAUUCAGUUUAAGGAAUCACUCAGUUGAAGGAAGACGCAAAGCCCUCUCUAACUGUGCAUCUCAUAUCUCAGUGGUAGUAUUAUUUUUUGGGCCUGCAAUCUUUUCCUACCUUAGACCUCCUACUGCUUUCCCUGAGGAUAAACUGCUUGCGUUAUUUUACACAAUCAUCGCUCCCAUGUUCAAUCCCUUGAUAUAUACUUUGAGAAAUACUGAGAUGAAAAAUGCAAUGAGAAAAGUUUGGUCUCACAUUCUGUUCUCAAAGGAAACAUAUAGUUAA